Molecule: messenger RNA, 777 nt
Organism: Pleurotus ostreatus (oyster mushroom)
Lineage: Eukaryota; Fungi; Basidiomycota; Agaricomycetes; Agaricales; Pleurotaceae
Exons: 2
Coding region: 1-777 (258 amino acids)
Source: RefSeq, a predicted model, not a curated record
AUGACAAUAAUCGAGGUGGACGACGGGGAUGCUCGAAUCAUGUACUCCUACGGCUGGAGCCGAGGUGGCUCGCCCCCCGACCUUAAUCAUACCAUCAGCUACACUAGCACACAAGGUGCACAGUUCACAUUCGUAUUUCUCGGAACCUCCGUCAGGGUCUUCGGCACGUUGGCUGCAACCACUUUCCCGAAUACCUCGUAUAGCAUAGAUAGCGGCGAGCCUGUCCUGUUCUUCGGGGAGCCUCCUGCUCAAAUGCAAUAUCGCCGAAAUUUCUUUUCUUCGCCCGAUCUCAAAUACGGAACCCACACCCUCGUCGGCACUUGUGUCGAUGAAGGUGGGUUGGUGUACCUUGACUAUUUGGAAGUCGAGACUCCCGCGCUAUUAAUCACUUCGGGUUCUGCAAGUUCACAGCCCUUACCCUCUUUACCCACAAAAUCGCAAUCGAGUCUGUCAGGGCUCUCAAGUACCGAUUCGCCAACUUCGGGGUCGCCAACUGGCCUUAUAGUGUCGACCAUUUCGCCACUCUCAUCCGUUAUAAUAACAUACUGGGGGUCUCAGCCCUCGGAGGUGUCAGCGGCAUCCCCCUCGAUAUUCAAAUCGAAGCCGACUCCAUCAGCCGCUGCUAUCAUUGGCGGUGUUGUUGGAGGAUUCGCUCUGGCAGUGAUUACCCGGGUUCUGUAUCUACGCUACCGCCGUUGGAAAAGUAGAAAAUUAGUAGCCCUGAUACCUCGCCGACAGUCAUUUUCUUCGUUGACUUCGUUGGCGGGGUCAGCCUGA